CCCGCUUACGGGGGGCGGUGCGGCGGUGCGGGCGCGGCGGCAGCGGGAUGGAGGCGGCGGGCGCGGGGUUCCGGAAGGAGCUGGUGAACAAGCUGCUGCUCUUCCACUUCAAGGACGACAAGACCAAAGGGGCUGUCCCUGAGAGCUGGGCGGGGGUCCCCACGCCCCCCAUCCCCGCGGACACAGGAUCGCUCACGGCCCCCAUCCCCGCAGAAGCGGCUAUCCGCAGCGUGCGCCAGGCCCAGGCAGAGGACCUGGUCCGCGUGGACGUGGAGCAGCUGGAGAAAGUGCUGCCUCAGCUGCUCCUGGACUUCUAGGGGGACCUUCGCGGCAGCUGUCCCGGGCCCCGUGACGCUGGUCUCAGGCAGGACGGCCUCGAGGAGCUGGAGCGGGCCCAUGCCUGGCCUUGCUUGGACGGGACCCUCGACACCCACACUCAGCUGUGGCUGAGCCCACACAUUAAACUCGCUCCCCCUUCC
Sorex araneus (European shrew) is the source of this 479-nucleotide messenger RNA. It is a transcript of the gene CENPX, whose product is annotated as centromere protein X. Bases 48 to 317 code for a protein of 89 amino acids. Gene Ontology annotation, cellular component: Fanconi anaemia nuclear complex; FANCM-MHF complex. The record is from RefSeq and is a predicted model, not a curated record. Gene Ontology annotation, biological process: kinetochore assembly; resolution of meiotic recombination intermediates; DNA repair. Lineage: Eukaryota; Metazoa; Chordata; Mammalia; Eulipotyphla; Soricidae. The transcript has 4 exons.